UUUAUAAUAGUACUGAUGCAAUACUUUACAGUGCACCUCAUAUUACUCACAGUAUAAUGUUAAUUGUAUCAAUACAUCCCUUUUUGAAUAAGAUAAUAUGGUUUGUGUGAGGAUUUCAUAAAUGAGUUUAAAAAGUGCAAUCACUUUAACAUGUUUCACUAAAUAUUUUUACGUUCAGAAAAUAUAAAAGCAAAACAUUUAGAUUCCUAAUGUCAAUUUCAAUACAUUUCUAAUCAGAUUAUAUAGGUAGGUAUAUUUAUAAUACUUACCAAGCAUCAAUAUUAUUAAAACAGAAACAUGACUUAUUGAUAUAGAUGUAGUCCAAUUAUUUUAAUAUAAUUAUUAAAGUAUCUUAUUAAUCAUUUAAGAUAAAUAUUAUAUAAAGAAAAAUAUUUUAUAACUAAAAACAUAAAUAUAAAAAUUAAAUUUCAACAAAAGUGUAAAAUAAAAAAUAUACCCGCUCUAGUAAACAGUUAAAAUGCAAGAGAUCGCCUCAUGACUAAACUAAAAUAGAAAGAGCCAUUGAUUUGAUUUGAGAUCCAAACAAGAAAAAUAUCGUGAAAUCUCCUCCUCCUCUCUGUGUAUAGAUUCCUCUAGAAGAUUCUGAAUGGCGACGGAGAUGAUGUCUCCGCCGGGGGAAACGGCGAGUCUUCUCUCUCACGCUUCCGCCUCUCAGCAACCGUACGUCUCCGAGCUCCUCUCCUUCACUCUCGAUCGUCUCCACAAGGAGCCGGAGCUGCUUCGAGUGGACGCGGAGCGGACUCAGAGGCAAAUGCAAGAGGUUGCAGUUGGGAACUACCGCGCGUUUAUCACCGCUGCUGAUGCUUUGCUUGCCAUCCGCCAGCAAGUAUCCUUCAUCGAUAAGCAUCUCGAGUCUCUCAUUUGCCAAGUCCCUAAACUAAUGUCUGGUUGCACAGAGUUUAUUGAUUCUGCUGAGAGUAUCCUGGAGAAGAGGAAGAUGAACCAAGCUUUGCUGGCAAAUCACAGCACUCUUCUUGACUUGCUUGAGAUUCCUCAGCUUAUGGACACAUGCGUGAGAAAUGGAAAUUUUGAUGAAGCUCUUGACCUGGAAGCAUUUGUAUCGAAACUUGCAACCAUGCAUCCCAAAUUGCCUGUUAUCCAAGCACUUGCAGCUGAGGUUAGACAAACAACUCAGUCACUUCUCUCACAGCUUCUCCAGAAACUACGCUCCAAUAUACAGUUGCCAGAAUGUGUUCGAAUUAUUGGAUACUUGCGCCGAAUAGGAGUCUUUGGCGAGUAUGAAAUGCGGUUACAGUUCUUAAGAUGCCGUGAGGCAUGGCUCACUGGAAUUCUUGAGGACCUAGACCAGAAAAAUGCUUAUGAGUAUUUAAAAGGCAUGAUAAACUGUCAUAGAAUGCACCUCUUUGACGUGGUUAAUCAGUAUCGAGCUAUUUUUGCUGAUGAUACAUCGGGGAGUGAAGAAAAUUAUGACGGUGGACUUCUGUUUAGCUGGGCCAUGCAUCAAAUAACAUCGCACCUGAAGACUCUGAAAAUCAUGCUCCCAAAGAUUACUGAAGGAGGAUCUCUAUCGAAUAUUCUGGAUCAGUGCAUGUACUGUGCUAUGGGACUUGGUUGGGUUGGGCUAGACUUCCGUGGUUUGCUUCCUCCUCUUUUUGAAGAGGCGGUUCUGAACUUGUUUUCCAAGAACAUGAACACAGCAGUUGAGAAUUUCCAGUUAGUUCUGGAUUCACAUCGAUGGGUUCCAUUACCAUCUGUUGGCUUCCCAUCAAGUGGUAUCAAUGACGAUAGCAAAGAUGACGUCACACCUCCAUCAUACUUGAUGGAACACCCGCCUCUUGCAGUUUUCAUAAACGGUGUAUCUGCUGCUUUGAACGAACUACGUCCGUGUGCCCCACUAAGUCUGAAGAAUGUUAUUGCUCAUGAAUUGAUCAAAGGGUUUCAGGCGGUCUCUGACUCCUUACUUAGAUACAACACAACUCGGAUGCUUCGACUCAAUGAAUCCAAACUCUUCCUCUCGCUUUGCCGAGCUUUUGUCGAGGUGGUUUUUCCACAUUGCGCCACAUGCUUUGGCCGGUGUUAUCCAGGUGGUGCCAGUAUCGUUAUGGAUGCCAAGAGCGCGUACGACGGUCUAAGUCGCAUAUUAGCCGCUUCUUCCUCUCCAGAACCAUCCAACAAACUAGUAAAGACCAUCAGCACCGACGCAACGAGUGCAUCAGAGAACGGUAUCGCCUCCCAAGUCGAAGAAAAACAAGUCGAGAGCCCGAACGAAAAAGAAGAGGAUAGCCCCAUUCCCUUGCAGAUCCCUGAGACAACACCACACGAGUCUUGAAAGUUUUCUUAAUUUUUCUUAUAACGGCAUGACAAAAAUAAACAUGAGGGAAAAUUAAUCGAAGAACGACAAUAGAUUAUCUAUAUAGUAUCUGAAUACACUAUGUUUUGAGACUUGGACCCAGAUAUUUUUUGUUUGUUUUUAGUGUAUUCUGAUAUAAAAUCGAAGAAUAACUUUGGAAUAUCGAAUUAAUUGGCCGCAAUAAUCAGUA
Brassica rapa (field mustard) is the source of this 2522-nucleotide messenger RNA. Its product is annotated as conserved oligomeric Golgi complex subunit 8. Gene Ontology annotation, biological process: intra-Golgi vesicle-mediated transport. Gene Ontology annotation, cellular component: COG complex. The record is from RefSeq and is a predicted model, not a curated record. NCBI's taxonomy places the organism in Eukaryota, Viridiplantae, Streptophyta, Magnoliopsida, Brassicales, Brassicaceae.